Messenger RNA from Protobothrops mucrosquamatus (brown spotted pit viper), 276 nucleotides. Its product is annotated as kunitz-type serine protease inhibitor kunitoxin-Tel1-like. Bases 4 to 276 code for a protein of 90 amino acids. Gene Ontology annotation, molecular function: serine-type endopeptidase inhibitor activity. The transcript is spliced from 3 exons. The record is from RefSeq and is a predicted model, not a curated record. Lineage: Eukaryota; Metazoa; Chordata; Lepidosauria; Squamata; Viperidae.
AUCAUGUCUUCUGGAGGUCUUCUGCUGCUGCUGGGACUCCUCACCCUCUGGGCAGAGCUGACCCCUGUCUCUGGCCAGGACCGGCCAGAGCAUUGUGAUCUUCCUGUUGAACCUGGACCAUGUGAAGCCAAAAUGCCUCGCUUCUACUACAACUCGGCUUUGAAACAUUGUCAAGAGUUUAAUUACGGUGGAUGCCGCGGCAAUGACAACAAUUUUAAGACCAAAGAUGAAUGUCACUACACCUGUGUUGCAUCACCAACGAGGAGACCCACCUGA